Molecule: messenger RNA, 2097 nt
Organism: Penicillium paradoxum
Lineage: Eukaryota; Fungi; Ascomycota; Eurotiomycetes; Eurotiales; Aspergillaceae
Product: LIM domain-containing protein
Exons: 4
Coding region: 1-2097 (698 amino acids)
Source: RefSeq, a predicted model, not a curated record
AUGGCUGAUAUGAACAUGGGCGAGUUGCCCACCAUCAAAUGCUCCAAUUGUGGGUGCAAUGUCGAGAUCUCCUCGAUGGGGGAUCACACUUGCAUCCAGAAGGAUUUUGUUGCGCCCAUUCCAUCUCCGCCUCCAUCGGCGGGGUUCGAAGCGCCAGACCGACUCACCACGAUGACAAAGGCUGGCCGGGGCGGGCCUCCCCCGGCGAUUGACCCCUCUGCUGCAAAUCGAGCAUUCCUGCAGCCAAAUAUCCCAACACCAGCUAGCAGUGUUCAUCCAUCACCUAUGCCCCGAUCGCCACUGCGCCCGCAGCCCAGUCCGAUGGUCCGCGACGAUGAAACCAUGCUCAAAUUGGAUUCGGUCUUCUCAUUUCCCAUGCCUGGAAACAGGUCGCCGACCGAAGUGAGAACGCCAAGUCCAAUGAUAGACGCGCCUAGGCCUAAAUCCCGACCAUCCGUUUCCUCACUGGGACCGGGGCUGAGCGGAAUGCCGGAUAAUGUUCAGCUUCCACCCAGCCCAAUGCCGCCUCCAAACCCCGCAGAUACGAAGUCCGCCGAUAUUGAUCAUGCUAGGGGGAUUCGGCGCAGUCGCUACGGCGAAUCCAUGGCGAGAUCUUCAUCUAACAGCCUUUCGCGAGGCUUCCGGUCGUUUAUGGAGGACAUUCCACCAGUUCCGCCGGCGCCUCUGCGCACCAGUCCCAACAAGCCUUCUUUCAGCCGCGAUUCGAAUGCUUCAGCGGCCUCAUCUCGGAUUAGCAAGGAGGAAGCCAACGGAUUCGACUUUGGGAUCCCGACAGGCCGGAACUCUCCCAUUGAACUAGACGAUCUACCCGAGGAAUCCCCUCCGGCGGACUUCAAGGAUACUACUGAAUACAUUGCGUACCAGCCUCCGCAGAGUCACCUCCAUCCCGCGACAGCAGCAAUAGAGCCAAGUACCAAUGCACCAAGAAAGAGUUCAAAUGCAAGUACCACGAGUGCAUUUUCCGUCACUAGCUUCGCGCGUGCUCUUGGAUUGGAGGACCAGAUGAAUCACAAUGAAAGUUUUGGGUCGUCUUCUGAUUCAUCGCCUUCCGACGCCCGAAGUGGGAGUUCCAUGUCCAGCCUUCCCUCCGAUGUCAGCUUCAAUCAACACAAACCCAUCGAUCCGCUCAAUAUCACUCCUUUGGUGAAAGAAUCACCUCCCCGGACCCGACAGACGAUUCUAGAACUACCCGACCGUGCACGGAGUACGAUGGAGGAUGUUCCUCCCAUCCCGGCUGCGUUUUUCAGCCCGGAUUCGCCUACCGAUCCUUCAAUCAACAGAGGUGGCUUGUCCUUGAUUGCAGAGAGGCAUGUGAAGCCUCUAGCCCAGAUCGCAGCGAAACCGAAGGAAUCUAUCCCAUCUAAGCCGACACAGCCUCAACGAUCAUUCACAGCACCUGUCCCACAAACACCUGUCCCGCAAACACCUACCCCGACAACAGCACGCUCGAAGGGGAAAUGUAAGGGUUGCAACGAAGUAAUCACAGGAAAGUCGAUAUCCUCCUCGGACGGCCGUCUCACAGGUCGAUACCACCGUGGCUGUUUCGUUUGCUUUGAGUGUCACUCUCCUUUCCAAACGGCCGAUUUCUACGUCCUCAACAACCGCCCCUUCUGCGCACAACACUAUCACGAGCGCAACGGAUCUCUCUGCGCCGGCUGUCACACCGGCAUCGAGGGCCACUACUUGGAGACCGUCGAGCGCAACCCUGCCGGGCCGGAUCGCCGUCGAUUCCAUCCACAGUGUUUGCAAUGUCGCACAUGCCACGUGCUUCUCAAGGGCGACUACUUCGAGUGGAACGGCGAAGUCUUCUGCGAACGGGAUGCUCGCCGAGCUGCAGCCGCCCACUACCCACCACCAGCUCCUGGAGCCCGCCGCCCGCUAGGCUCGUCUCCGCUAGCCCAGCCCGGCCAAUUCCCUCCGGGCCCGUAUCCUCCUGGCCCAAGACUCGGACCUGGACCCCCUGGACCUGGAUACGGACCUGGGCCCGGGCCCGGACUCCACCCUGGUCCCCGAUUUCCCCCCGGUGGCGGAGGACGAUUCCCCGAACGACGCACCACGAGGCUCAUGAUGACCUGA